AUGGUGCAGGACAAGAACGGGCGAACUGUGCUCGACUGCCUCUUGGAGAAGGACCUUGUGUGCAACGCCAACCUGGAUGAUGCAACAAACGCAGCCAUUCUGCGCGUCAUGCACGUCCUAACGCGCGAGAAAAUGGUGGCUCUCGACUUUGUCUCCAGCGCGUCGGUCCCACGGCAAGGCACGCAGCCCCUCACGUGCACCGGUGUUUGCUCCGAGACGAGCCAGUUGAGCAACACCACCUUGCCCCAGCUCGCCGAGAAGCGAAAAUGGAGUGAGCUCGAGCGUCGGCUGGAAGCUUCAAACGAUAUCAGCACCAUCAACGAGUACGAUGCCAAGGGCCACACGGUGCUCUAUCAUGUGUGCGACGCUGGCAACGAUGGGCUCUUGGCGUUGCUGCUCCAGCAGUCCAAACUCAACGUCAACCUUACCAUGCGCGACUCGAGCGAGACCGCCGUCGCAUUUGCGAGCGCUCGUGGCCACGAUGAGUGCGUGCGGUUGCUUUUACGAGCCGGUGCGCACCACGGCAUUCGACUCGAAGCUUCGGCCAAGGACCUCCAAAUGUACACGUAUGACAGAGCCAAGCCGAGCCGCACGCUGCUUCAUGAGAGCUGGCUACUGGAAAAGGCGUACCCCGACUACCACCUCGUUCGCCUCCUCAAUGUUCACGAGGCCGAGAGGCACAUCGAGGCGCUCGAGACAGCCUUGCAUAUUGCAAUUACGAAAGAGCUACCCGAGAACGUUGUCGAAUCAUUGCUGGGGCAGCACAACGCGGAUGUCGACGCCCAAACCAAGAUUACGGGCGAGACGGCGCUCAUGAUGGCGGCCAAGCAAGGUUGCAUGCGCCUUGCUCAAGUUCUCUUAGAGGCAGACACUGAUGUCGACGUUAUCGACGCCAACAAGUGCACAGCGCUACUACAUGCUGCGGUACUGGGGCACGUGGGAAUUGUCGAACUGCUGCUUGUGUAUCGCGCCGACCUCGAUCCCAAGCUGGACGGAAUUCCCAUCGUCGAGAGGCUGCGAUCCGUCUUGCCUGGCGAGAAAAGUGCCAAACAUGAUCAGAUUCUGCAGCUUCUCGAGAAGGAAGAGCGCGCGAGAGACAACUCGCAAGAGUUUCGCAACAAGCGCGCGCUGAGCAUGAUCACACUGAUAACCAGCGAAGUCUUCAAAGAUGACAGCUUCCUCCGCGCGAUUCGCUGCAACGCGACGCUCGGUCCUACGUUCUUGGACGACUGCGUUGAAUUGCGUCGCCACGAAGCCUUGUUUUCCAAGUUGGACCUCGUCUACGGCACAAGCGCCAAACACAGUCCCCUCCGCGCGGUCUUGACCUUGGACCUUCAAGACCCAGACGAGACCUUUGCGACGCAGCAAGCGUGUCUCGAGCAUCCCGCUUUUCAUCGCGUCCUCGAGAUCAAGUGGAUCCUCUUUGGCCGGCGGCUCUACCUCCAGCAGCUGCUCAUGAACCUACUCUUGUUGGUGGCCAUGACUACAUCGUCCAUUCUUCCCAACGACGAGUUGCCACCGCCGAUCGUCUACAACAUGGGUAUUUCAACCCUGAUAUUUGUGGCCGUCGGAUUGCUGGUCGUUCAGUGCCUUCGCCCUCAGGUCCUUGCGGCGUUUGCUCGGCUCAGCGACAACAAGUCUCUCUUUGAUGGAGGUCUCGUCCUACUCGCUGUCGUCGGGACCGUCUUGCUGGUCGUACCCGUGCUUUACGCUAGCCAAGAAUUGCGCAUUGUCGACUGGUUUACAGCCUGCAACAACCUCGUCUUGGCUCUCUCGACGCUCUACUUUCUCCAUAUUGAGCUUCAGGAAAUGCGCGUCAGCAUGGACGCCUAUCUCUCGUCGACGAUGAACCGCGUGCAACUGAUGAACUACACCGUCAUCUUGUGUGUCUUUGUUCCGAUUCAAGUCGGCUGGAUCAGUGUCAGUGACGACGUCCAGGUCGGACUCGGCGCCGUCCUCACACUCGGUCUCUGGGUCUUGUCGCUUCAGUUUCUAGAGGUGAUCUCGUCGGCCAGCUACCUCUUGCCCAUGAUGUCGGACCUCUUGAGCGACAUUUGGAACUUCUUCAUUCUCUUUGGCGUCUUCCAACUCGGCUUGACGCUGACCUUCUACCAGCUCUUUCGAGGCCACGGCGACGACGCCUUUGGUAGUCUUGGCCAGUCGUUCAUGACGACCUACUUUGUGGCAUUUGGUCAAGUGCCUCUGGACUCGCUCAGCGUCUUUUCUGCCUCUGACAACUUGAGUUCGAGUCAAGCGGCCAUGUACACGGGUGUCGCUCUUCUCAUGAUGCUGCACUCGGCGAUCGUGGUCGUCGUCUUACUCAACGUCUUGCUGGCGUUGAUGAACCAGACAGUCACGGGGGGUCUCGAGAAGGCCAAGACUCGAGCGUUGAUGAGCUAUGCGCAGUGCAUCUUGCGGCUCGAAGGCGCCAUGCACCUCGACAACGCCGAGACGACGGCGCUCACGCACGUCAAGGACGCCUCUGGGAAGCUUGUGCUGCAUCCGAUCUUCUCCGAGACUGUCCCCCGGGCCAACCUCGUGCUGACACCAGACCAAGUCGAGACGUUGCAGCGCACGGGGGCAAGUCGCAUGGCCUGGCUCGACCAGAUGCGGCAUCUGGACAAGGUUGUCAAGGACCAGAUCGGGUUUGUGGUCGAUGGCCUCGAUCACGUCAGUCAUUUUACGGAUCUCAACGUCCACGAAAUCUUUGCGCGCGAGUUUGAGUUGCUGGCGACUGCUCAGCAGCAGCUGUUGGACGCGAUCGAGAUGGCGCGACGCAGCCGCGGCUACUUCAAGAAGGAGAUCCUUGCCAAGCUCGAGAAGCAAACGACGAAGGAGCUUCAAAAUCUCAAGGUACGGCUUCUGAGGGCCCGGCAUAGCGCUGCGACAGAGCUUGCGGACGACCACGCCAACUGCGUGAUGCUCUACCAGAUCAACCAGCGCAUGACAUUGGAAAAUCUAUUGACCAAGAAUCUUGGAGCGAUCGCGACGGCGCUUGCCGACGUCUCUGGAGACGGCGUUGUCAGUAGCGCUGACGAAGAGAACGAAAAGGUGCGCCUCCAGCUGGUUGAGCUGCGUGCAUCGAUGACGCAAGAGAUUGAAGUGGUGACUGCCCGCUUUGAGGCGUUGACAAGCCAGCUGAACGACGCGGCGGAGAGGCGAAUGGAGGCAAUGACGGCUCAUUUGGAGACGCUCUCAAGUCAACUACGUGCGAUGGCGACGCAGCAAGGUGCGACGGCAACACAGCAAGACGCCGCAGCAACGCAACAGACCGAGAUGGCGAUGCAGCUAGACACGAUCCUAUCACAAGUCGCCAACGAUUCGAACGAAUCGCGCUCGUCGUCUCUCACCCGCCGCAAAAGCCGUCGCUAAAACGGAAUUCUCGAAUGCAGAUAAUACUACAUGGAAAAAGAUAAUAAUUGGAACCCGUAGGAUGAUAUGGAA
Saprolegnia diclina VS20 is the source of this 3444-nucleotide messenger RNA. RefSeq lists its product as hypothetical. Gene Ontology annotation, biological process: calcium ion import across plasma membrane. Gene Ontology annotation, cellular component: membrane. Bases 1 to 3372 code for a protein of 1123 amino acids. Gene Ontology annotation, molecular function: protein binding; monoatomic ion channel activity. NCBI's taxonomy places the organism in Eukaryota, Oomycota, Saprolegniomycetes, Saprolegniales, Saprolegniaceae. The transcript is spliced from 11 exons. The record is from RefSeq and is a predicted model, not a curated record.